AUGGCGGACGAGCAGGAGCUACUUCGUGCGGCGCAGGAGCUCUCCCAGUUUGCGGGACACCUCAAGCCAACUCCCCCUCUGUUCGGGAGCAGAGCCCCUGCAGUUCCGGAAUCUCCCCUUCCGUCGACGGCAGCGUCGCAAGCCGAAGAGCCGGCGACCACGGACAUGGACACCACGGCGAGGGACAAGAGGGCGGAGACGGACGCACAGGAUCUCGAAAAGGAGGAGCCACCCUCCAAAUGGCAAAAAGCAAUGGGCAAAGGAGAGGGCAGCAAGGAGCAAGCCCCGGAGCCUCCGGCAACGGACCGCCCUCGUCGAAGUCCUCAGCGAGGCCAGGCAAGUCAGCCAAACAAUCCCAAGCCUUACAACAGGCGGGACUGGGGUCAUACUUCCCGGUACGGCGACCGCCCAUGGUGGAUGCAGGACAGCGAGCUCGACAACAAGAAGGAGAAAGAGCUCCGAGAGCUCAUGAAGGAGCUCGUGAGGCUUGUGCUCCGCCAAGCGGACACGAUAGCCUACCUGCAGAUGGACUUGGGCUUCAUGGUCUUCUUGAAGACAACCAUGCAGCCCCAGAUGCCGGAAGGCGAAGCGGACACGGCCUCCACAGGGCAAUGGGCCAUAGUCCAGAACCUGUUUCAAGCGGCCGAAGCGUGGCACGACAAGAAGCAGAACGACCCGGGCAGCCUGAAUGCCACCCUCCGCACGACCCUCAUGUACUGUCUGGUUGGAACGCUCCUGGAGCGAGUGGAGGCUUUGGAAGACAAGCCCCAGGAUGUCCUGAGGCUCGAGAAGCUUGGCCUAGUGGAGGACGGAAAGUUUCUCUAUCUUCGCUGGAACCAGACAACGAAGAAACACGAGAAGUCCGAGCAGGAGCACAUGCCGAUUGCCCAGGCCAAAGUCUAUUUGGCACAGAUCAAGCAGAACUUGAUCUUUCCCAAGGUCAUAUUGAGGUUUCAUGCUCUACGGCGAUUAACCUCCAACAUGACCUCCGACAUCGUCCCCUUCACUCUCGAGAUCCACAACAGGUGCCAGGAGAGUCAAACCACAUACCUGGCUCUGGAAAGACUGAGCUUCAGCUCGGUAUGGCACCUAAUUGGAGGGACAGUCCGACCAGCCAAACUUGGCCGUGGCCCACUGGAGCGCUCCGUAGAGGAGGCUGAUUUCGAUUCCGCGCCGCCUGAUGUUGGGCUCCGGCUCGCACUGCAACAGGUGUUAACUCGAGCAGGCCAGCAGGACGCUGCGGAGUUUUUGCAAUUCCUGAGUCCGAAGCUUAUAGCAUUCAGCAGCGCCUGGGAAGCCCGCAUUCCUCCCACCUCACCGGAGCUUCCCUCUGAGGUUGUUGAUGCCGGUACGAUGACACCACUGCCGCUCACCGCUAGCACAGGCAUCCGGUGCCUGACUGAUGACAAUCGCAAGGCACAGCAGGCCAAAGCCUAUUUGGCACAGAUCAAGCAGAACUUGAUCUUUCCCAAGGUCAUAUUGAGGUCUCAUGCCCUACGGCGAUUAACCUCCAACAUGACCUCCGACAUCGUCCCCUUCACUCUCGAGAUCCACAACAG
Molecule: messenger RNA, 1559 nt
Organism: Symbiodinium sp. CCMP2456
Lineage: Eukaryota; Dinophyceae; Suessiales; Symbiodiniaceae
Source: the annotation of a GenBank genome assembly